Messenger RNA from Rodentolepis nana, 516 nucleotides. NCBI's taxonomy places the organism in Eukaryota, Metazoa, Platyhelminthes, Cestoda, Cyclophyllidea, Hymenolepididae. The record is from the annotation of a GenBank genome assembly.
AUGCGUGUUAAGUAUGUAUACGUAUACGGCGACAAUCAAUUCUUAAAUGCUAUGCAAUUAGCGAUUAAAUUCAACAAAUUCCUUGUUAAUCCACAAAUCAUCGAUGAGGAUUCACGAGAAGACGUUAAUGUAAUCUUUCCAAAUCCACAAGGUCUGAUAGUUAUGCUCUCUGAUAAGUUGAUCGAACCCAUCCUUGUUGAUAUCCAUCAAGCUCUUUCACUCCCCCUUCGAUUUGGUUUUCUUAGUCUUCGAGAAUCAGAGUUGUUAAGGAUUUGUGAAAUCCUCGAUUUAAGUGAUCUAGGUCGUUUAGCUGCCACAUGUCGUCGGAUGAAUAAAUUUAUAAACACCUCUGAAGCACUUUGGCGCCGGCUAACUAUGAACUUACUUCCAGCCACCUCAAAUGAAUACAAUUCUGAAACCAUUGAAAGAGUAAUAAAAGAACACGGAAAGUGUCCAAGUCGUAUUGCAUUCAAAAAUUUAUACGAAGUUAGGAUCAGUUCUCUCUCGUCGCGUUGA